AUGGCGAUUCUUUUGUUUCGGCAUCGUCACAUUUUUCUAUCGAUUGCUUCCGAGGAGGAGUCAAGCCCAGCAAAAAGUCGAUUGAUUUGGAGCAUCAUUCAGUUGGCAUUACUAGUGACAAUCUGGACAUUCUUUGCCGUACUCAUUUGCAUAACGCCGCCCGAUGAUCAUCAAACGGAUGUCGUCUCCCUGCCGCCGCAUUUGCCACAGUUUGUCAAGCUUCUGAAGGUGCCUUCGGGCGAUGCUGUUCGAAUAACGCUGCACGGUAGUAUUAAUGUAUUGAAAACCAUACAUCGAGGCCGAGUGUCGGAAAAUGAAUUGUAUGUUGGUGUUCGUCUGAUCAACUACAAUAAUCGGACUAAGGAAAUGGUUUGGAAGUCGGGUGAAUGGAAAGUCUAUGUCUAUACGAAUAUCUAUAAAGUUCGAACUGUGCGCUUUGACAUUGAACUCAAAGAGGAUGAGAAUGACGACGGCGGCAAUCAAUUGAAGCUUUUAUUUUUGAAUCAUAAAAAUGAAACAACUGGCUUCUCGUUGGCCAUCGAUGCGAAUCCUUUUAAUCAAAUUCACGGCAUCUUUUGUGGCCUUCUGCUAAUGGCAUUGCUUUACAUUCUGCUGAUAUUCAAUAUUAUGGAUCCAAUAUUUGCUGCCUGGCUGGUGGCAUGUGGAGCUCUGGGAGUUCUCUGCUUGGAUGAUUCACGACCAAAACUUGCCACAAUUAUUGGUUGGAUCGAUGUGGAGGCGUUGGUGCUGCUCUUUGGCAUGAUGAUAAUGGUUGCAAUACUGUCGGAAACGGGUCUCUUCGACUAUUUGGCUGUGUUUGCCUAUCAACUGUCGCGAGGCAACGUUUGGUAUCUUCUCUUUUAUCUGUGCUUGCUCACAAGUGUCUUUUCUGCGAUUGUGGACAAUGUAUCGACAUUUACGCUGAUGCUGCCCGUCACGUUGAGGUUGUGUCAAACGCUUCAGUUGAAUUCGACAUUGGUGAUCAUUAGCAUUGCGAUCUUCUCGAAUAUCGGUGGAACUAUGACGCCAGUCGGGGAUACGGCCAAUGCGAUAAUUGGCCAAGACAAGCAUGUAACGGAUCAUGGCAUUACUUUUCUCAAGUUUUCCUUACACAUGUUACCAGGCGUUGUGGCUGCCAUGGUCGUCACGUUUAUAUUGCUCUAUUUUCUGAUACGCAACGAACUCUUUGAGUCGAAGCCAGCGGAUCCUUUACGUGCGACACGUUCGACACGUGUCAACUUGUUGGAUCAUCAUCGACACUGGAUGGAGUCGAACAUAAGACAUCGACAACGCAUUAAUCAUAAAGAGUUGCAUUUUAUGGAGACACUUGAGGAGAUGAAAACGAAAUACAGAAUCAGGAAUAAACCGCAACUGAUUAAAUGUUGCAUCUGCUUUGGCUUUGCUCUGAUUAUGUUCGGAUUGCAAUCGAUGCCGGGCAUUCGAAGUGUGAAGCUCUGCUGGUCAGUUAGCUUGAGUGCGAUAUUGUUGGUGAUGCUGGUGAAUCAGGCGAAUCUUGAGUCGAUUAUGAAACGCGUCGAAUGGUCGCAUCUGGUCUAUUUGGCAGCGCUCUUUGUGCUCAUGGAAUGUCUCGUCGAGAUGGGCUUCAUCGAUUGGCUGGGACAGCUGACCAUCAAUUUGGUGAUGAGUGUGGACAAGUCACAGCAAUUGACGGUUGCCAUUCUGCUGCUGAUGUGGACAGGUGCUCUAGGCUCGGCUUGUGUGGAUGCAGCGCCCAUCACAACGAUGAUGCUGAAGGUGACCAUUCAGCUGGCUGCCAGAAAUGAAAUUCCCUUUUCACCCUUGAUUUGGGCUCUCUCCUUUGGCGUUUGCUUGGGCGGCAAUUCGAGUUUGAUUGGUGCAUCGAUGCGUUUCUUGCUAAUUGGUUUACCAAUCACAAUUGCCACGGUGUUUGUUUCGACCGUUUAUCUGCUCAUUGCACACUGCCUUUUCCAUUGGCAUGGAUCAGAUGAUAUGCUAAAGAUAUGA
Molecule: messenger RNA, 1986 nt
Organism: Drosophila sulfurigaster albostrigata
Lineage: Eukaryota; Metazoa; Arthropoda; Insecta; Diptera; Drosophilidae
Product: P protein-like
Exons: 1
Coding region: 1-1986 (661 amino acids)
Biological process (GO): transmembrane transport
Cellular component (GO): membrane
Source: RefSeq, a predicted model, not a curated record